GCGCAGAGGAGCGGCGGCGGCGGCGGCGGGAAGCCCCAGAGCGCGCUGCGCCCCCGCCGAGCGAGCGUCCGCGUCCCGCCGGCCGGCCGCGCCAUGGCCUUCUCCCAGGUGCAGUGUCUGGACGACAGCCACGUCAACUGGCGCUCCAGCGAGUCCAAGCCCGAGUUCUUCUACAGCGAGGAGCAGCGGCUGGCGCUGGAGGCCCUGGUGGCCCGCGGCCCCGACGCCUUCUACGAGGUGCUGAAGCGCGAGAACAUCCGCGACUUCCUCUCCGAGCUGGAGCUCAGGCGCAUCCUGGAGACCAUCGAGGUGUACGACCCCGGCUCCGAGGACCCUCGCGCCAGCGGCCAGCCCCGCGGGCCGGAGGACAGCGGGGGCGGCCAGGGCGGCGAGGAGGCUAGCGCGGCAGACGGGGCCCCCACCGAGGCCGAGCCGCUGCCCUCGCUGGAGUACUGGCCCCAGAAGUCGGACCGCUCCAUCCCGCAGCUGGACCUGGGCUGGCCGGACACCAUCGCCUACCGCGGCGUGACCCGGGCCAGCGUCUACAUGCAGCCCCCCAUCGACGGGCAGGCCCACAUCAAGGAGGUGGUGCGAAAGAUGAUCAGCCAGGCCCAGAAGGUGGUCGCGGUGGUCAUGGACGUGUUCACGGACGUGGACAUCUUCAAGGACCUGCUGGACGCUGGCUUCAAGAGGAAGGUGGCCGUGUACAUCAUCGUGGACGAGAGCAGCGUCAAGUACUUCCUGCACAUGUGCGCACGGGCCCGCAUGCACCCGGGCCACCUCAAGAAUCUCAGGGUGCGGAGCAGCGGCGGGACAGAGUUCUUCACGCGUUCGGCCACCAAGUUCAAGGGCGCCCUGGCCCAGAAGUUCAUGUUCGUGGACGGAGACCGGGCCAUCUGCGGCUCCUACAGCUUCACGUGGUCGGCGGCCAGGACGGACCGGAACGUGAUCUCCGUGCUGUCCGGCCAGGUGGUGGAGGUGUUCGACCGGCAGUUCCAGGAGCUGUACCUCACGUCGCACAGCGUCAGCCUCAAGGGCGUCCCCAUGGAGAAGGAGCCCGAGCCCGAGCCCAUCGUGCUGCCCUCUGUGGUCCCGCUGGUGCCCUCGGGCACCAUGGCCAAGAAGCUCGUCAACCCCAAGUACGCGCUGGUCAAGGCCAAGAGUGCCGACGAGCUCGCCAAGACGUCCUCCGAGAAGCAGGAGGCCACGAGGCCCCCGGGGGCGCGGGGCCCGGAGCCGGCCGAGCGGCCGGCGGAGCUGCCGGAGCCACCCCCGCCGAUCCACCCGGGGCUGCUGGACCUGGAGCGAGCCAACAUGUUCGAGUACCUGCCCACGUGGGUGGAGCCGGACCCGGAGCCCGGCAGCGACAUCCUGGGCUACAUCAACAUCAUCGACCCCAACAUCUGGAACCCCCAGCCCAGCCAGAUGAACCGCAUCAAGAUCCGCGACACCUCCCAGGCCUGGCGGCAGAGCCAGGACUCCAGCGCCGGCCCCGCGAACGGGGUGCCCGCCCAGAACGGCCUCCCCCAGGGCGACGCCGAGCCACGGCCUCCCGUGCCCAAGCCCCGGACGGUCCCCGUGGCGGACCUGCUUGCCCAGGAUGGCGGCGGCCCGGGCUGGGCCCUGGGGAGCCCGGAAGAGGAGGCGCCCCAGCACAGCACGGACCUUGGGCCGCCCAGGACCGCGGGCCCAGGCCCUGGCCCCCUGCAGCGGCAGCUGUCCACGGAUGCCCCGGACGGCCGGGGGGCGGCGGUCCCCAAUGGGCUAGAUGGGGAGGAGGAGGAGGAGGACGACGACGACGACGACUACGUGACCCUCAGUGACCAGGACAGCCUCUCGGGCAGCUCUGGCCGAGGCCCUGGCCCCCGGCGGCCCUCGGUGGCCUCCUCCUCUGUGUCAGACGAGUAUUUCGAGGUGACGGAGCGCUCAGCCAUGCUCCGAAGGCGCCACUCAGAGCAGGUGGCCAACGGGCCGGCCCAGCCCCCCCGCCGACAGCUGAGUGCCCCUCACCUGACACGGGGGACCUUUGCCGGACCCCUAGGGGGCUCCUCGUGGGCCCAGGGUCGGGAGAGAGAAGAGGCGGGCACUCUGACGAGGAUGCAGGCCCCACGCUCGGCGGACAAGGAGGCACAGGGCCUGCGCUUCCACCACCACGGAGUCUCGGGGGCCAGGGACAAAGACGGCUUCUCGCGGCCGCUGAGGACCCCAGGAGCCCCGCGGUACCGCCCCGCUGCCGACGGCGCCCAGAGCUCCAGCAGGAAAGCGGGCCCGGCCGUGGCUGGCCCACAGCGCUGGCAGGCCAAGGCUGGCCCGGUGCCCCGCACGCUGGCGGGUCCCGGGAGCCCGAGGCUGGCCCGAAACGCCAGCCCCCUGGCCGAGGGCAGGGCCACCGAGGAGCAUCCUAGUCCUUUCGGAAUCCCGUACUCUAAACUGUCCCAGGCAAAGCACCUGAAGGCCAGGACGGGCGCGGGCCAGUGGGCCUCAUCCGACUCGAAGCGGCGGGCUCAGGCCCCCCAGGACCCCAAGGACCCCUAGCGCGCCGUGCCCGGGCUGGGAGCCUCCCCGCCCACGGGCGCCCGCACCUCCAGAGCCCCCCCCCCCCCCCCCGGAAGGCAGGGAGGCGGGGGCGGCGGCGUGGACGCUCACCUGGUCGGUGCACCAGUACCAGGUGGCCAUGAU
Molecule: messenger RNA, 2679 nt
Organism: Phacochoerus africanus (Common warthog)
Lineage: Eukaryota; Metazoa; Chordata; Mammalia; Artiodactyla; Suidae
Gene: SACK1G
Product: family with sequence similarity 83 member G
Exons: 5
Coding region: 94-2535 (813 amino acids)
Biological process (GO): BMP signaling pathway
Cellular component (GO): cytosol; nucleus
Source: RefSeq, a predicted model, not a curated record